Messenger RNA from Podospora pseudopauciseta, 201 nucleotides. RefSeq lists its product as uncharacterized. Lineage: Eukaryota; Fungi; Ascomycota; Sordariomycetes; Sordariales; Podosporaceae. Bases 1 to 201 code for a protein of 66 amino acids. The transcript has 2 exons. The record is from RefSeq and is a predicted model, not a curated record.
AUGCCCGCUCAGGCUGGGAUAUCCUGGCCGUUUGGGUCGACGUGCAGCAGCUUGGAGGAGCUUGGGGAGGAGAAACCACACCAGCUUGGAAUUCAGCUGCUGUUUACUUUUCUUCUGCUCGGUAUCAUCAACCAGCAUCAGCAUCCCCAGAACCACCUCAUCACCCGUGGUACUUCGAUGACGCCGUCAUCUCGUCCUUGA